CAAAGUUAUCUCUCUCCUCCUUUGAUGAAUCUUUGAUAGUACCCAUGGUUAAAGCAACUAGGUCAUCCUCAAAUUAUCAAAAACAAUUUCGAGAGACAACAAAAAAGGUUAGUAGAAGAAUCUUGAAGACCAGGAUUAAACAAUCAGCAAAUGAAAUCCAUGCAAAGCAAGAAAAAUCAAUUAAAGAGAAAGUUGAAAGACACUGGAGUAGUCUUGAGCCUUUGUUUUCAGAGGUUAAAUCAGUAAUAUCAGAAAGGGAGUGUUUGGGUAGUGAAGAGAAUAUCAAUAUUCUAUCUUCAAGAAUUCGAAGUCCAUUGUAUAAGCACUUAAGUUCCCCCAAGACUAUUGCAAAUGCAGAUAAGGUCAUCAGCAACCAGGACUUUUCAAUUGAAAAAAGCAUUAAGAUUCCAUACUUGGAAAAAAUACCCUCAUAUAUAUCUUGGAUAUAUGUGAAUAGAAAUGAGAAAAUGGCUGAAGAUCAAUCAGUUAUUGGCAAAGAACAAAUGUACUUUGAUAUAAAAAGAGGUGAAAUGGUUAUAUGCAGUGACAGUGAGGAAGAGAAUGUAAAACUUGAAGAUGUUAAACAUGACUUCACUGAGGCUGAGGACCAACUUCUGUGGAAGACACUGAAUGAAUAUGGAUCAAAUGAGAACGUGCUGAGUAUCAUCGAAGAGAUUGUCAAGACUACGGCUUCACAAAUCCAGGAGAGGUUUGAAAAACUCCAAGAAAUUAAAAUGAGUGCAAACAAGACUUCUGAAGAUUGUCAUUGUAGAGGAUGUGAAUCGGAUCUUGGGGCAUGUUUGGAGGAAAGCUUGAGUGAUACUUCAAAGUCUUUGGAUAAAUUCUUCUGUCGUCAAUGCUUGAUCUUUAAUUGUGCUCUGCAUGGCAUUUCUCAACCUUUAGUAUAUCCUGAAAAGCAACAACCUUGGUCUGAACCUGAAGGUGACAGACAACCAUGCAGCGAUCAAUGUGUUCUUCUGUUAAAAGAUGUCAGGCUUUCUUCAGGUGAAGGGUCUUCUAAAGCCAAAAGAGUUCAUCCAUCAGAAACAUUGCCUCCAAAAGAGUCUCUGAGUUCUUGUAAGAAGAUGAAGACAAUCUUGUAUGAUUCAGAUUUGGAUGUUGUGGGUGCAGGACAAAGCACAAUGCAUGAUCCAAAAUUAACAGUUUCUGGUAGUUCUAACCAUGGUGAACGAGACAAGGAGGUUGUGGAACUGCAUGCAAGUAACCUGGAUUGGAAACCUCUAGAGAGAGAUUUAUAUUUGAAGGGGGUAGAAGUGUUUGGAAAAGACAGUUGCCUUAUUACUCGAAACUUGCUUUCUGGGUUGAGGACUUGCUUGGAAGUAGCUAGUUACAUGAUUGCUGAGGAGGAGAAAAUGCUCCAUGGAUCCAUGCCACUUACAGAUGCAAAUAACAAUGAUCAGGAUAAUGCAGAGAGCACGGUGAGAAUUGCUAAUAGAGAUAUUUCCUAUGUUUGCACAUUGGCCAAUUUAUUUCCUAAAGACCUUUGGAUCAAACUCAUAAAGACAAUACUCUCACUCAUUCAUGUUAAACUACCUAAUGAUGAGCAAGAGACGCCAUCAAAAUCACAGUUGCAGCGAAAAAAGGGAAAAUAUUCUCGAAAAUGCAUUGGACUCUCACCUAGAUCGAGAAAAAAGUCUAAUGGGAAAAAACGAAGUACUACACAGUAUACUCCUUGUAGGUGUCACGGAAUCUGCACUAAAGAAUGCACUUGUCAUCGUGAUGGUACUCGUUGUGAAAAAUUUUGCGGAUGUUCAAGGUUUUGCACUAACAGGUUCAGAGGAUGUUACUGUGCCAAGGGUCAAUGCAGAAGUAACCUAUGUCCAUGUUUUGCAAUCAACCGUGAAUGUGACCCAGAUAUUUGUCGAAAUUGUUGGGCUAGAUGCAACGAUGGUUCACCAGGGGAGCUAGCCGUGGAUGGAGAUGGUCAAUGUGUAAAUAUGAAUCUUCUUUUAGGGAAAAAAGAGAGGAUUCUUUUGGCAAAGUCAAAUGUUGCAGGAUGGGGAGUUUUUGCAAAGAACCCAAUUAAUAAAGAUGCUUGUCUCGGAGAGUAUACGGGUGAACUAAUCACUCACAGAGAAGCGGAAAAACGUGGAAAACUAUAUAAUCGAAUAAAUCACUCAUUUCUUUUUGACCUGAAUGAUAAGUGGGUUAUUGAUGCUCGUCGCUAUGGAGACAAAUUAAAAUUUGCAAACCACUCAUCAAAACCCAAUUGUUAUGCGAAGGUGAUGUUUGUUGGAGGAGAUCAUCGAGUUGGCAUAUAUGCGAAGGAAAAUAUUAAAGUUGGCGAUGAGAUUUUAUAUGAUUAUUUCUACAAAAAGGAAUGUGCACCAUCAUGGGCUCGUCCACAUAAUGAAAAGGCUUCUAAUCAACAUAGAUCAAUUGUUUCAAAACACAAGACAAAGGUUCAUGAGUCCAAGGAAAAAAGAAAUAAGAAGAGGUCACUUGAGUGAGAUAUAUCUUAAGUGACAUAAAGAUCAAAGAAUGAGUAAAUGGUGUGCAAAUCUAUACCAAAAUAUUUUCAUAUAGGUGAGAAUAGUAUUUUCUCGUCCAUAUGAAGAUGGUUGUUAUAUUACUCAUGUGGAAGGAUUGAUUCAUACAUUCAUCUUUGAUAUAAGUUUUACUUAGACUUUAAUUACUUAUGUUCUUACUGA
Molecule: messenger RNA, 2672 nt
Organism: Vigna unguiculata (cowpea)
Lineage: Eukaryota; Viridiplantae; Streptophyta; Magnoliopsida; Fabales; Fabaceae
Product: histone-lysine N-methyltransferase EZA1-like
Biological process (GO): heterochromatin formation
Cellular component (GO): nucleus
Molecular function (GO): chromatin binding; histone H3K27 methyltransferase activity; protein binding
Source: RefSeq, a predicted model, not a curated record